AUGAAGAUGUUCCAGACCAACAGGCUCGCCGGCGCGGCUCUGGCAGGCACGGUGAUUGCCUCUUUGAUGAGCAUCACGGCCGGCAUCGACAUCAGUGCGAUCGCGGCCAGCGACGUGAUUCAUCGAGACGUGGCCGUCAUUGGCGGCGGCGCCAGCGGCGCGUACGGGGCAGUCCGACUCAGCCAACUGGGCAAGAGCGUUGUAGUGGUGGAGCGCAAACCAGUGUUGGGCGGCCAUACCGAGACGUACACGGAUCCGGUCAGUGGCAACAGCACCGAGAUGGGCGUGGUGGCGUGGUACGACACGCCGACGGUGAAGAACUUCUUUGCGAGCCUGAACGUCGGGCUGAAGACAACGGACGUGCAACGGGCGGGAUUCACCACGCUCACCACCAUCCCUGUGGACUUCCGCACGGGCGAACUGGUGACGAGCAUCUAUGAGGGCAACGUGACCCAAGGCCUGCUCAACUACGCGGCCCAGGUGGCCAAGUACCCGUACCUCGAGGACGGGUUCAACCUGACGUACCCGGUGCCGGCGGACCUGCUACUGCCGUUCGGCGAGUUCGUCAAGAAAUACGACAUCGCCGGUGCCAUCCAGGUCAUCACCGUGUUCGCCAACGGGAUCGGCAGGAUCCUCGACCAGCUGACGCUGUACGUGUUCAAGCUGGUCAGCUUGCAGGCCAUCGUGGCCCUGCAGGAGGGCAAUUACCAGUCGGCGGUCAGCGGGAAGAACCACGAGAUCUACGAGGCCGCCCAGGCCAAGCUGGGCGCCGACGCCCUGGUCAACAGCCAGGUGCUCGCGGUGCAGCGGAACGCCACGGGCUCGGGCGUCGCCGUGCUGGUCAACACGCCAACCGGCGUCAAGCUGAUCAAGGCCAAGAAGCUGCUGCUGGCCAUCCCGCCCAAGCUCGACAACCUGGCCGGCUUCGACCUCGACGCCACCGAGCGCGCGCUGUUCGGCCAGAUCCAAAACGUCGGCUACUACGCUGCCAUCAUCAACGACACCGGCAUCCCGGACGCGGUCGAGCUGCGCAACUUCGGCGUCGACUCGCCCUGGAAUGUCCCCGCCCUGCCUGGCCCCUACUUCAUCCAGGCCGCCAACACCGCCGGCCUCUUCAGCGUCAAGUACAACAGCCCCGUCCAGAUCUCCGACGACCAGGUCAAGACCGAGAUUGUCGCCGCCUUGAACCGCGUCAAAGCCGCCGGCUCCGUCAACACCACCGCCGUCACUACCCCUCACUUUGUCGAAUACCACAGCCACGCCCCGUUUGCCUUCAACGUGCCCGCCGCCGCCAUCCAGGACGGCUUCUACACCCAUCUCUACGCCCUGCAGGGCCGGAAGAACACCUUUUGGACCGGCGCCGCUUUCCACGCUCAGGAUUCGAGCAAGUUGUGGGAGUUUACUGAGAAGUUACUGCCGGCCAUCACCGAAGGCAUCUAA
Messenger RNA from Capronia epimyces CBS 606.96, 1440 nucleotides. RefSeq lists its product as uncharacterized. The coding region runs from base 1 to 1440 and encodes 479 amino acids. Gene Ontology annotation, molecular function: oxidoreductase activity. The record is from RefSeq and is a predicted model, not a curated record. The transcript has a single exon. Lineage: Eukaryota; Fungi; Ascomycota; Eurotiomycetes; Chaetothyriales; Herpotrichiellaceae.